CAACUUCAAGGCUUCCAACUGCAAUCAAUCUCUACGCUCCAGAUCUCUUUUUGAGGUGUGUUAAUCACCUCGCAUUGCAUCCGCAGGCCCUAUCUGCCAGGUCGGGCCUUGUCCUACUGAAUCAUGGCCGAUAGCGAGGAAGAAAUAUCCCGGGAGCCAAAGACUCGGCCUGAGGUUGCAUCUCCACAGGUUCCCAGCGCAAGCGGAUCAUUGUCCACCCCAACUGCGCCAAAACCUCAGGAUCCGAUCGAGCAUGUAUCUGGAGUGGAGCAGAAAAUGCCUCUCUACGACUCCCCCGCAAGCGGGCACGAUGCCCAAGCGAAGGCGGACCGAGCAGGCGAAACCCCUCGCUCCCCAGACGCGACAGCAAGUUUACCUCCACGAGUUAUUGCUCCGCCACCAGUCAUGUCACAGCAUUCUUCAACUCAAUCUUCGUCGUCCAAUGAUGCUGGUUCUAUUUGUCCAUUUCAAGACGAUGACCGCCAAGACGAACCGCCUGAAUAUCAAGAAGAGUACGAUGAUCUUGGAUCGGACUUGGGGGAUGAAAGAGCUUCGUUAACCGAGACGAUCAAUUCUCAGAACUAUCAAUACCGCUACGAAAACGGGCGGAGAUAUCAUGGAUUCGAUAAUGCAGCAUAUUUAUUACCUAAUGAUGAACGCGAACAAGACCGGCUCGAGGGCCAGCAUCAGAUGUGGGUAAUGGCUCUCGGCGGCAAGCUCCACCUCGCUCCGCUGAAGCAAAACAUCGGAAACGUCCUCGAUGUCGCAUCUGGCACUGGCAACUGGGCAAUGGAUUUUGCAGACGAGUAUCCAUCGGCUAAGGUCGUUGGCACAGAUCUAAGCCCGAUCCAACCAAACUUCCGAAGUGUGCCCCCAAACUGCUCCUUUAUCGUCGAAGACAGCGAGGGUGAGUGGAUCUGGGAAGAGCGAUUCGAUUUCAUCCACAGCCGAACUCUCGGGUCGACAUGGCGAGACUGGCCUGGCUAUUUCCAGAAAUGCUACGAUUUUCUCAAUCCGGGCGGCUACCUCGAGCUGCACGAGUUCACAUUCCCCUUCCACUGCGACGACGGCACCGCCACGGCUGAGAACCCGAUGAUGCAAUGGUCCAUUUACUUCAACGAAGCCGCAGCCAAGGGCGGCGUCGACAUGGAGCAAUGCGCGCGGCUCGACCCGCUGCUACGCGAAGCGGGCUUCGUUGAAGUGACGAAGCGCCGAUUGCGUCUUCCGUUUACAGGAUGGAGUGAGGACCCGAACGAAAAGGAGUACGGUGCGUUUUAUGGGAAGGCCUUCGACUGGGGGGUAUGUGUGGCGCUGCUGACGAGGCGGCUGGGUUGGAGUAGAGAGAGAGCGGAGGUAUUCUUGAUGGAGGCGAGGAAGGACGCUGCAGAUGUUGGGGUGCAUGCUUAUAUUCCUUUAUACAUUUACACUGCACGGAAACCGGUGUCUGCAUAGUAGAUUAGAUUUUGAGAAGCCCGGCUCUUUUUAUGGAGCACGGAGUAGUACAUACACCCUCUUCAAUCGUACACUGGAACAGGAUGUCUUUCAAUGAAAGUAGUGUUAUUUACCUGCGUAGUUUAUCGUGUACUACACGUGACCAGCAAUGCAUAGGCUGCUCAGGGCAUUUCCCAACUUAGUUCUAUGCCACAUCACCUUUCGAUAAACAUCCUGAAGGCUUCAAGGCUAAAUGCAAAAGACAUGCACUGCAGUUCCGCAAGCCGCUAUCAACAUUUGGAAAGUACUUCAACAUGACAUCAGAAAUCAAGGCAACACAUAGCCGUACGAAGUCCAAACCCGCAGCCUGUUUCCUCGAUCCCACAUUCCCCCAAACGCCAUUGCUCCUAGGUAUACCACAACAAAUCCACCUCCUCACUCCGCCCCCGCCCCCUUCCCCUUCC
Molecule: messenger RNA, 1895 nt
Organism: Mytilinidion resinicola
Lineage: Eukaryota; Fungi; Ascomycota; Dothideomycetes; Mytilinidiales; Mytilinidiaceae
Product: S-adenosyl-L-methionine-dependent methyltransferase
Exons: 11
Coding region: 124-1452 (442 amino acids)
Molecular function (GO): methyltransferase activity
Source: RefSeq, a predicted model, not a curated record